Clonostachys solani is the source of this 2439-nucleotide messenger RNA. The record is from the annotation of a GenBank genome assembly. Lineage: Eukaryota; Fungi; Ascomycota; Sordariomycetes; Hypocreales; Bionectriaceae.
AUGAGGCUACCCAUUGCCACCCUCCUCUUUGCCGCGGCAUUGGCCUCGGCAACUGAGAUCUCCCAAGAGGUUCACCAGCGAGACGUCGAUUCCCUCCCUGAACUGGCUGAGAAACGAGAUGUUCUUUCCCCCAAUAUCUUGGAGAGAGCCCCUGAGCCAUCCCCCCAGUCCAUCUUCGCCUGGGCACUAAGCCCCCGCAGUCCCGCUGCUGCAAAGAAAGCUGCUGCCCCUGCUAAGAAGGCUGCCGCUCCCGCUAAGAAGGCUGCCGCUCCUGCGAAGAAGGCUGCUGCUCCCGCUAAGAAGGCUGCUGCUCCCGCUAAGAAGGCUGCUGCUCCCGCUAAGAAGGCUGCUGCUCCUGCGAAGAAGGCUGCUGCUCCCAAGAAGUCUGCCGCCACUAAGAAAGCUACCCCUGCUAAGGCUGGUCCUAAGCAGGCCGCUUCAAAGAAGGCCACCCCCAAGAAGGCCGCGGCCGCCAAAAAGACCCCUGCUAAGUCUGCCUCCAAGAAGCCUGCUGCUUCCAAGAAGGCUCCUGCAAAGGCUGGUGCUAAGAAGACCCCCGCCAAGGCUGGAGCUAGCAAGAAGGCUUCUGCUUCCAAGAAGACUCCUGCUAAGACUGGUGCCAAGAAGCCAGCUGGCGGUAAAAAGACUCCUGCUAAGGCUGGUUCGAAGAAGCCUGCUGCUUCCAAGAAGACUCCUGCUAAGGCUGGCGCCAAGAAGACUACCACCAAGGCUGGUGCUAGCAAGAAGACUGCUGGUUCUAAGAAGGCCCCCGCUAAGGCCGGUGCUAAGAAGGCCUCUUCAAGCAAGAAGACUCCCGCCAAGGCGGGCGCCAAGAAGCCAGCUGCUGGUAAGAAGGCUUCUGGUUCUAAGAAGACUCCCGCAAAGGCUGGUGUGAAGAAGGCCGCCGGCAAGAAGACACCCGCUAAGGCUGGUGCCAAGAAGGCCGCGGCUGGCAAGAAGACUCCCGCCAAGGCUGGUGCUAAGAAAUCUGCUGCUGGAAAGAAGAACCCCUCGAAGGCUGGUGCCAAGAAGUCUGCUGGCAAGAAGGCUCCUGCUAAGGCUGGAGCCAAGAAGACAGCUGGCAAGAAGGCUCCUGCUAAGGCUGGAGCCAAGAAAGCUGCUGCUGGCAAGAAGACGCCUGCUAAGGCCGGUUCGAAGAAGGCUGCCGGCAAGAAAUCCGUCGCCAAAGCUGGUGCUAAGAAGACCGCUGGCAAGAAGGCUCCUGCUAAGGCUGGAGCCAAGAAAGCUGCUGCUGGCAAGAAGACGCCUGCUAAGGCCGGUUCGAAGAAGGCUGCCGGCAAGAAAUCCGUCGCCAAAGCUGGUGCUAAGAAGACCGCUGGCAAGAAGGCCGCGACUGGCAAGAAGAGCCCUGCUAAGGCUGGUUCCAAGAAAGCUGCUGCCGGCAAGAAGACUCCCGCCAAGUCUGGUGCUAAGAAAUCUGCUGCUGGAAAGAAGAACCCCUCGAAGGCUGGUGCCAAGAAGUCUGCUGCUAGCAAGAAGACUGCCGGUGGAAAAAAGGCUCCCGCCAAGGCCGCUGGAAAGAAGGCCGGGACUAAGAAGACUCCUGCUAAGACUGGCAACAAGAAGACCACAGCCAAGUCUGGUAGCAAAAAGACCGCCGCUGGCAAGAAGGCCGGUGCCAAGAAGACUCCUGCUAAGCCUGGUAACAAAAAGGCCACCGCCAAGGCUGGAAAGAAGUCCACUGCUGGCAAGAAAUCCGCCGCUGGAAAGAAGGCUGGUGCCAAAAAGACCCCUGCCAAGUCCGCCAGCAAGAAGACUGCUACUAAGACUGGCAACACGAAGACCACCGCCAAGUCAGGUGAGAAGAAGGCAGCCGCCAAGUCUGGUGGAUCAUGCCGCUUUGGGCGUCGAGAUGAGGACGGAGCAUGCGCUCUCCCAGGCGCCGGUGACAAGAAGGACGACAAGAAGCCACCACCACCAACGGAAGAGAAAACCGCCAGCUACGAGAAGCUCGAGAAGGCGGCCGGAAGCAGGACCCUCCAGGAUGGCCAGAGAUACAUGAUGAAGGAGAAGAGCCCGGGUCUCUUGAAGCACCACAAGGUCAUUGAUGGAACCGUCACCCACACAGAGGACAAGGCCAAGAACACGGUCACAAAGGACUUUGCCAACACCGAGUACCACCAUCUCACAUACGAUGAUUCGACCGGCAAACAGGUCAGCUCGGUCACUCACGGCGCUUGGGACGGAAACCGCCCGAGCAAGAACAGCUAUUCAUUCAAGGGCAAGGUCAAGAAGGCCUACAACUUCCAAAAGGCCGGCGAUGCAUUCCUGAAAGACAAGGGCACUGACUACAACUUGUUGGCCAACAUUCCUUGCACCAGCGGUGAGAACUGUCAAACUUAUGCAAGCCAUGCUAUCAAGGACGCCAAGGAGAAGAGGGCCUUGAUCCGGGAAUUGAAGGCUAGAGGCCUGCUGUGA